UGGUAAAUUAUAGGUUUGGUUUUGGUAUAUUUAUUUAAUUUAUUUUUGGCUAUAUUUUUUGGAACGGACUUACGUCUGGCAAAGUAGCUGAGGUGAGGGAGAGAGCGUGGAAUCAAUUGGGUUUGGGAAUUGUAACAUUUCGUCACCAUCGAAAAGAUUGAUCCAAAAGCGAAGCAGAGAAAGCUUCAAAAGACCAAUAACCAGUAACCACUGCCUCCAAUAUUCAACUUCUCAAAGCAUUAAACAAAACUUUUUUUAGGCCUUUGAUCCAACCAGAUCAAAGGUCAAGGAGUACUACGUUAUCUUAUGGGAUAUGAGAACCUCUGUGUAUGUAUGAUAUAUAAGGAACCGUAAUCUCUUGGCCAUUAUGCAUGUCUGGCCUUGUGGCCAUUGUUGAUAACGUGGAGGGAGCACUUUCUUGUGCAGAGAGAACAAAAUCUCUUGAUGCAAUUCCUGACAAAGACCUUUCUUCAAUAUCAACUAAUGGUGAGUUUUCUCAUACUUCUGAAACUGCUGGCUUUAGAGUUGGGGAGCGUUUGCUCCCCAAUGGGGAAUCUUACUCCGGUUCACUGCUCGGCAACAUCCCUGAAGGAAAGGGGAAGUAUUUCUGGUCAGAUGGUUGUGUAUAUGACGGUGAGUGGAGUCGGGGGAUGAGACAUGGGAAUGGAAAAAUUCAGUGGGCUUCUGGUGCAGUUUAUGAGGGUGAAUUUUCUGGUGGUUAUUUACAUGGUACAGGGAUAUACAUUGGAUCGGAUAAAUUGACCUACAAGGGACGUUGGCGAUUAAAUGUUAAACAUGGUUUAGGAUAUCAAACUUAUCCUAAUGGAGAUGGCUUUGAAGGGUCUUGGAUCCAGGGAACACCAGAAGGCCCUGGUAAGUAUACAUGGGCUAAUGGAAAUGUUUAUCUAGGAAAUAUGAAAGGAGGAAAAAUGUCGGGGAAAGGAACUUUAACUUGGACAAAUGGAGAUUCAUUUGAAGGAAGCUGGCUGAAUGGGAUGAUGCAUGGAUUUGGAGUAUAUACGUGGAGUGAUGGUGGCUGUUAUGUUGGAACUUGGACACAUGGAUUAAAGGAUGGAAAAGGAUCAUUUUAUCCUAAAGGCAGCCGACUUCCGGCUGUAGAAGAACUUUACCUCAAUGCUUUAAGGAAAAGAGGUUUAUUGCCAGGUAUGAAAAAGCAGAACAAUGCGCAUAUCCAUCAUGCUACUUCAGCAGAUUUGGGAAAUGUCAAAGUUGGGGAGAGCCAUGGAUCUCGUCGUGGCUCAUCUGAUAAGCUCUCAAAGAGAAACAUGUUAAAUUUGGAGCAGUCUCGUGGCACAAAUGUUUCCUUGGAAAGGCGGUGGAGCCUCGAGGUAUCGAUAGAAAAAGUGAUUGGACAUGAUUCAUCGUUAGGAUUAUCUGAACCUGUAUUAGAAGGUGGAGAAAAGGAUCCUUACCCAAACAUUCCAAUCUUGGAACGGGAAUAUAUGCAGGGUGUCCUAAUUAGUGAGCUAGUGUUAAACGAUAGCUUUUCGUCUAGAAGAGCAAAACGGAGACAAAAGAAACUGGCAAAAGAGGUUAAGAAGCCAGGUGAAGCAAUCAUCAAAGGACACAGGAGUUAUGAUUUAAUGCUGAGUUUGCAGCUUGGUAUCAGAUAUACUGUGGGGAAAAUUACACCAAUACAAAGGCGAGAAGUACGGGCAUCAGAUUUUGGCCCAAGGGCAAGUUUUUGGAUGAAUUUUCCUAAAGAAGGCUCUCAGCUGACGCCUUCUCAUCAAUCAGAAGAUUUUAAGUGGAAAGAUUAUUGUCCUAUGGUCUUCAGGAAUUUGAGGGAGAUGUUCAAGAUUGAUGCUGCGGACUACAUGAUGUCUAUUUGUGGAAAUGAUGCUCUAAGAGAACUCUCUUCACCUGGGAAAAGUGGUAGUGUGUUUUUUCUGUCCCAAGAUGAUCGUUUCAUGAUUAAGACACUCCGAAAAUCUGAAGUUAAGGUUCUUUUGCGGAUGCUUCCAGAUUAUCAUCAUCAUGUAAGGUCAUAUGAGAACACACUGAUCACAAAAUUCUUUGGUCUUCAUAGGAUCAAACCUUCAAGUGGUCAAAAGUUUCGUUUUGUAGUGAUGGGAAAUAUGUUCUGUACAGAAUUAAGAAUACAUCGAAGGUUUGAUCUGAAAGGUUCAUCUCUAGGGCGUUCUGCAGACAAGGUUGAAAUUGAUGAAAACACAACCCUUAAGGAUUUGGAUUUAAACUAUUCCUUUUAUUUGGAACCAUCGUGGAGGGAGGCUUUAUUGCAGCAGAUUGAAAUUGAUAGUAAGUUUUUGGAAGCCCAGAACAUAAUGGAUUACAGCCUUCUGCUGGGUGUGCAUUAUCGUGCCCCACAGCACCUAAGAACUUUCAUGUCCUCCAAUCGGGGCAUGAGAGAUGGAUUGGAAAUGCUUGCAGAGGAAGAGACUUUAGAGGAUGAGAUCUCCAACUACCCUCAGGGCCUUGUUUUAGUCCCUCGAGGAGAUGAUAAUAGUGUAGUUGUGGGUCCUCACAUCAGAGGUAGUCGAUUGCGAGCAUCAUCUGCUGGUGAUGAGGAAGUGGAUCUACUCCUACCAGGUACAGCAAGACUCCAAAUUCAACUGGGGGUGAAUAUGCCAGCAAGGGCAGAGCAGGCUUUAGAGAACCAUGAAAAGCAGACGUUUCAUGGAGUAUAUGACGUAGUGCUAUAUUUGGGUAUCAUUGAUAUAUUGCAAGAGUACAACAUGAGUAAGAAGAUUGAACAUGCAUACAAAUCUCUUCAGUUUGAUUCCUUAUCCAUAUCCGCCGUGGACCCUACAUUCUAUUCCCGGCGCUUCUUAGAAUUCAUUCAGAAGGUGUUCCCCACUAAUGCUGUAACGAGUUAAAAAAUAAUUUUUGGAAUCUAAUAUAUCAAAAGCCUCUUAUGUUUUCUGUUUUACCCUUUGAUAAGCCACUUGUUUUCCAUGUUGCAACUGCAAAGUUUAAACGCUAUUCUUAUAGCUCUUGAGUGGCCGUUUGGAAUUCUGUGAUGUUAGUAUGGCUAAGCUGGUGGGUGCAAUCCUCAACAUUAUUCUGCUAAUACAUCGAAUUUUAUUUGUUUGAUGGUUU
Molecule: messenger RNA, 3081 nt
Organism: Ziziphus jujuba (common jujube)
Lineage: Eukaryota; Viridiplantae; Streptophyta; Magnoliopsida; Rosales; Rhamnaceae
Product: phosphatidylinositol 4-phosphate 5-kinase 9
Exons: 9
Coding region: 372-2858 (828 amino acids)
Biological process (GO): phosphatidylinositol metabolic process
Molecular function (GO): ATP binding; 1-phosphatidylinositol-4-phosphate 5-kinase activity
Source: RefSeq, a predicted model, not a curated record